This is a messenger RNA of Dothidotthia symphoricarpi CBS 119687, 1017 nucleotides long. RefSeq lists its product as uncharacterized. The coding region runs from base 195 to 653 and encodes 152 amino acids. Lineage: Eukaryota; Fungi; Ascomycota; Dothideomycetes; Pleosporales; Dothidotthiaceae. Gene Ontology annotation, cellular component: membrane. The record is from RefSeq and is a predicted model, not a curated record. The transcript is spliced from 3 exons.
CAUUAGCUCCCAGACAUUGGCUCUUUGAAGUGAUCGCAAAAUACGCUAAGUUCCUAACUAGUGACGACAUUCUUCAGAGCUAUCGAAAGCACCAUUCUCCUACGCUUCUCGUCCCAGCCCAACAAGAAGCUUCCAUCAAUCCAACAAACCGAAGUACAGAGUUAUCCCUUAAUCAAUCACCUGUUUUCACCAGAAUGACUACCAAGCUCGGUCUCGGUAUCCCAAUGCCUCUCCUGGCGCCUGCGACAGCAACCUGGGCCGUUCCGUUUGCUGCAUACUACAUGUUCCUGCAGAACCGAAUAGUUCUCCAACGCUUUGCCACCGAAACAGUAUUGGGCGAUAGAUCCGAUUCUAAAGAAGGAGGCAAAGACCCUCUCUAUGUAGCGUCGCGUGCUCAGAUCAACUUUGCCGAGAAUGUCCCGUUGAUCCUCAGUAUCUCAUUGCUGGCCGAACUCAACGGAGCAAACCGGAAGUUCAUCAACUACGCCCUCGGUGUUCUCCUCGCACUCCGUGUUGCUCACUCCGAACUUGGACUUAUGGCAAAGGACGGAGUGGGCAUCGGCCGACCUGUCGGGCAUAUCGGGACACAGGUGGUGCUUGCAACGUUGACUGGAUACACUGCGUACUUGGUCAAGGACUUUUGGCAGAUUUGAGAGUUGGGUGGGGACCUUGCUAGGCGGUCCUAGGUGGUAGGAGAACUACGAGCAAAGAAUACCAACGACGGAUAGUGCUGACAGGAGGAGUUGGAACAAUCAAAUCUCACUUGAAAUCUACCAUUACAUAGUGCUUCACAACGAAAACGUGAAAACGUGAAAACGCGAUAACAAACGAUGAUCCUAGGUAUAUUGACCACUGUUAGGUACAAUAUGCAUGGCUCUUAAAUGUGAUUUUCAUCGUUGAACAUUACCUUGUACAGGGGAAAUGCUUGAGCGUCUCGGGGAAGACGCCUUGACGUAGUAUGAGCGCCAAGCUGCUUUCGAGCCCCACGUAUUCAUGCGAGUACCUUCACCUCUCACA